UUUGACAGAUUUCCUGCUCACGUUGUAAACAAACACCCUCCUCCUUUUGUCAUCCAUUCCCAUUGUCAGAGUCUGGAUAUGACCUUUUCUCUCCUCUCCCUGCCUCUAACCCGGCGUAGCCUUUUCUUUUCCUCCCUUCUCUCUUUCACUGACGAAGACAAGCUGUUGCUGUGCCCCUGCGGGCCACUCCCUCACUUGUCUGCUCCUCUUUCCUCCUCCCCUGCUCUCCUUCUUUCUCCCUCUCCCCACCUGUUGAAGCAAUUGUUGGACAGACCAUAUUGUUGUCUUCUUAUUAGCUGAUGUCACUCACGAGGGUUCCCUCCCCUUUCUACGGUCUUUUUCCUUCCCUCUGUGCCACUCCCUCUUUCUCUCUCCCUGCUGGGUAUAAAACUCAGAGACGAUAGUUGAGGAGUGAUAUUCAGCAGAGGACACCACAGGAAGUCCAAACUAUUUCAACAAGGAAAAAGGAGGAUCUGCAGGGAUUUCCCAGCUUCCAGUUACCUGCAGAACAGCCAGCUUCCUCAGGUGACAGAGGGACACUAGCUGUUGCGUUUCUUCCCAUUUGGACGUAAACAAGUUCAUAUUUUACCCGGCAGGCUGUGCAGAUGGACAGAGGCAUGUCUGUGUCUCUGUGGUGUGAGGAGGUGGAGGACGACCAGAGUCAGGACCAGAGCCAGACUGAGGCACAAGGCCAGGGCCACAUCACGGGCUCGUCUCAGCUGCGAGCAGCCUGGGACCCCACCGUGUCGGGGCAUCGUGUGAUCCAGAGGCUGCUUCAUGUGGAGGAGAGGUACAUGCCCUCCAUGCUCUACAUCACCCUCAUCCAGAGGGAUCCAGAGCGCAGAGAGGAGCUCACCAAAUGGGCCCUGGAGGUGUGUUGUGAGUGCGGCUGUGAUGAGGCAGUGUUCCCCCUGUCUGUCUCUCUGAUGGAUAGGUUCCUGUCUGCCUCUUUGUCUCUACCUGUCUCACCAUACUGCCUGGCUGCUGGCUGCAUCCUCAUCGCCUCCAAACUCACAGAGUGUGACAACGUCACCGCUGAUACUCUGUGUGCUGCAGCUGAAUACAGCUUUCAGCCUUCCAACCUGCGGGAAAUGGAGCGUGUCAUCCUCGCCACCCUGCGAUGGGAUACAGCAGCAGUGACUCCGCAGGACUUCCUCCCACAUUUUCUUGCCUCUGUGGAGGAGAGAGGAGAUGGAGACAGCAGUGACUCUGAGGAGGGGCUGCUCUCCACCCUGCGGCGGCACAGCGACACGCUGGCUGCCAUGUGUGCCUGUGACUCCCGCUUCCUGGGAGCACCACCGUCACUUGUUGCUGCAGCAUCACUGAACUGUGCCCUGCGAGGUCUGGGCAACAAGGGCCCCGCUCACCUGGCGGUUAUGAGUGAAGCACUGGCGGAGCUCUGCCAGACUGACCUGGCAGUGCUGCAGUGCUACAGUGAGAUGAUCGAAUAUGCCCUCCGACAGCGGCUGAGGAGUGGGCUUCAGCAGGGCCCCAUGGAGAAAGAUGAAGAAGUGGAGAACGAAAGGGCCGGGACACCUACUGACAUGAGAGAGAUUGAUUUCUAAACACUGAAUCAGCUGUUGCAUUGAAAGUGUGAAUCAAUCAAAACCUCUCAAGUUCAUCAGUCAAACUGAUAUAAAUUGAUUAUGACCUCAAAAUGUUCUUACAUUUAUAUUUUGAAAUUAUUUUAUUGAGUGACUGUUAAUUUAUUUUUUGAUUUAUUUAUUUGUGAACAAUUUUGCAACUGUGUUUUUUCCAUGUGCCAUAUUUUAUUAUCUAUUUCCAUUAAUUUUAUUGUAGGCCUAGAUGUUAUUUUGAUGCAUAAUAUUUAUACCUUUUAUUUAUUAUCACGUGCAAUUGUUGACUCUUUUGAUGUUAAUUUAUUUCUAUUUGCCAUGACUUUGUCUUUGUGUACUGAAUUAAAUAUACAACAAAUCUAUUUUUCAAAGCAAUUAAACGUUUAAAACGUUUGUACAUACUUUGUAUCCAUGUAUUAUUUACCAAUGGGAUAAUGCUACCUUCAUUUACUAUUCAUAGGCUGGUACUUUUGAGCUUUCAGCUUCUGCUACAAUAACACAAUUCCCCACUAAAAGAACAGUGACAAGAACAAAUAUGUUGGUG
This is a messenger RNA of Siniperca chuatsi (mandarin fish), 2121 nucleotides long. It is a transcript of the gene ccndx, whose product is annotated as cyclin Dx. Gene Ontology annotation, biological process: positive regulation of G1/S transition of mitotic cell cycle; regulation of cyclin-dependent protein serine/threonine kinase activity; mitotic cell cycle phase transition. Lineage: Eukaryota; Metazoa; Chordata; Actinopteri; Centrarchiformes; Sinipercidae. Gene Ontology annotation, molecular function: cyclin-dependent protein serine/threonine kinase regulator activity. The transcript has 4 exons. Bases 606 to 1565 code for a protein of 319 amino acids. The record is from RefSeq and is a predicted model, not a curated record. Gene Ontology annotation, cellular component: cyclin-dependent protein kinase holoenzyme complex; cytoplasm; nucleus.